UGCUUUUUGCAGUCACGUUCAUUCACCUUGUGACAUUAAGAUAAGUCAGUUCUUUCUUUCUUUCAAGUCUCAGGCCAUUGCAAUAAUAUGUCUGGAAAUCAAGAACGUACCUACUUGAUGAUCAAGCCUGAUGGUGUUCAACGAGGACUCGUUGGUGAAAUCAUCAAAAGAUUCGAACAGAAAGGUUUCAAAUUGGUCGCACUCAAGUUUCUGCAGCCUACUGAGGAGCUAUUGCAGAAACACUAUGCUGACUUGUCUGGCCGCCCUUUCUUUGCUGGUUUGGUGAAGUAUAUGGCAUCUGGACCAGUUGUUGCAAUGGUCUGGGAGGGAUUGAACAUUGUUAAGACUGGCCGUCAAAUGUUGGGAGAGACCAACCCUGCUGACUCCAAGCCUGGUACCAUCAGAGGAGAUUUCUGUGUUCAAGUUGGCAGGAACAUCAUGCAUGGAUCUGACUCUGUUGAGAGUGCAAACAAGGAAAUUGCCUUGUGGUUCAAGGAUGAAGAACUUGUUUCAUGGCAGCCAGCUGCUAAAGUUUGGGUUUAUGAAGACUAGAUCCAUUUAGAAAUUUCUGUUGCCUUAAAACAUAUCAGAUUUUAUGGUUUGAAAGAUAAGAAAAUAUAAAUCUGAAAUAGAA
This is a messenger RNA of Daphnia pulicaria, 634 nucleotides long. Its product is annotated as nucleoside diphosphate kinase-like. The record is from RefSeq and is a predicted model, not a curated record. NCBI's taxonomy places the organism in Eukaryota, Metazoa, Arthropoda, Branchiopoda, Diplostraca, Daphniidae. Gene Ontology annotation, molecular function: nucleoside diphosphate kinase activity. The transcript has 4 exons. Gene Ontology annotation, biological process: GTP biosynthetic process; UTP biosynthetic process; CTP biosynthetic process. The coding region runs from base 88 to 552 and encodes 154 amino acids.